This is a messenger RNA of Gasterosteus aculeatus aculeatus (three-spined stickleback), 7194 nucleotides long. RefSeq names its product sine oculis binding protein homolog (Drosophila) a (gene sobpa). Gene Ontology annotation, cellular component: nucleus. Lineage: Eukaryota; Metazoa; Chordata; Actinopteri; Perciformes; Gasterosteidae. Gene Ontology annotation, biological process: animal organ development. The record is from RefSeq and is a predicted model, not a curated record.
AAAAAACCUCUGAUCACCAACGCGUCAUAUAAUGUUUCAGCGCAUGCCCCUCCUCCUGUCUCGUUUUGCCCCCCCCCUCCCCCCUCUCCCUCAUUCAACCUCUCCUUUGACUCGCGGAGGCGGCUCGCCACUGGCGCACGGACCGCGGAGGAUACGGCCAGAAGAUGGCUGACUUAGCCGGGCACCGCAAACCCUCGGCGGGAUCACCAGCGUCACACGGGCCGCUGAAAAGCCGCAAGACCUCCGCCGUCUGUCAACUGUAAACAGCAGCCGCUGCCCCCCCCCCUUCCCUCCCUCUCUCUCUCUCCCACCCCGUAUCUCACCCCUCCUCACCGCAAAUAUUGACAGAAGUAUCUCAGAGAAAACAUGGCAGAGAUGGAAAAAGAGGGCAGACCUCCGGAAAAUAAAAGAAGCCGAAAACCAGCCCACCCGGUGAAAAGGGAAAUAAAUGAAGAGAUGAAGAGCUUUGCAGAGAGCACCAUGAACGAGCUGCUGGGCUGGUACGGCUACGACAAGGUGGAACUGAGAGACUCUGACAACCUGGAGAUGGGGGAGACGCCGCAGCACAUCUCCGUCCUCAAGGAAAACUUGUUGCCAAAAAUUCCAACUUCAACGGAGAGCAGCGAAGGCUCUCCGGAUCGAGCCAACAGCUCCCAGUCUCUGCCAGCCUCCAGGAACGGAGUCACAGAGUCCUCCAGCACAGCGUCCACCUCCAUGCACAGCACCAAGGAGCAUGGCAGCCUGCCCAUCAUAGUCCCCAUGAUCCCCCCGCCAUUGAUCAAGCCCCCUGCAGAUGAAGAUGCAUCCAACAUGCAGAUCAUGUGCGCCUGGUGCCAGAAGGUCGGUGUCAAACGCUAUUCUCUGAGCAUGGGGAGUGAGCUGAAGAGCUUCUGCAGCGAGAAGUGCUUUGCCGCCUGCCGCAGGGCUUAUUUCAAGAGAAACAAGCUGGGAUAUAUAAGGAAUUACGCUGCGAGAGACGACGGUGGCCUCGGUGGGAAAUUACCCCAGCACAGCUUUACUCAGGACACGCCCAGGCUUGUCUUCAAGACAAACAGCGAUGUGCUUGUGUGUGACUGGUGCAAACAUAUACGCCACACUAAGGAGUACCUGGACUUUGGUGCGGGUGAGCGGAGACUGCAGUUCUGCAGUGCCAAAUGCCUGAACCAAUACAAGAUGGACAUUUUCUACAAGGAGACCCAGGCAGCACUGCCAGGAGCAUUGUGUAACCCGGGUCACGGGGCGAGUGGGGAGGGUAAGAUGGACUGCGGUGGAGGGGUGCAGCUCCUCACUCCUGAGUCCUGGGGGACGCCGUUAACAGACAUGCGGCGGAAGGCUCCCUCACCAGGAGGCCCUUCUUCCACCUCUGCAUUGGCCCCGUCCUCUGCCGCCUCACCCUGCGACACUGCUGCCCACUGCUCUCCAUCCUUAUCCUCCUCAGCCAAGAUCCCCACACCCAGACCCCAUGAGAGCCCCACACUUCACCCCCCGCCUGUUCCCAGUUUGCACCCGCCUGUCGGGGUUCCUCCCGGUAGCCCUCCUAUGGUGAUGACGCCCCGGGGACCCAUGCCCCUGCCGCUGUUCAUGGAGCAUCAAAUGAUGCAGCAGAUGCGUCCACCAUUCCUUCGACCCUCGGCCCACCAAGGGGGUUCCCAUAGCCCCCUGUCAAACCCUAUCAUCCCUGGUAUUGGUCCACCACCUCCCCCUAGGUCCAUGGGCUCAGCAUCAAGCCCCAUGCACAGACCCCUGCUGUCUCCCCAUGUCCACCCCUCAUCCAAUCCUAACCCUGGCAUGAUGCCCCCCCACCCAGGUUUCUCCAUGCCCGGGCUGCCCCCUUUCCCCCCAGUCAACAUGAUGCCCAAUGGACGAUAUCCUCUGCCCCCAAUGAUGAACUUUGGCAUGCCUUCCUUGGCCCCAUUGGUUCCCCCGCCAACUCUCUUGGUCCCCUACCCUGUCAUUGUACCACUCCCAGUUCCAAUCCCAAUUCCAAUCCCAAUUCCCUUUAACCCCAGAACUUCCAGGGACCAGCCGGAGAGCAGGGGCCACUUUUUUAGUGCUCCAGAAUCCUCUGAAGCUUCAUCUUUUUGGCACAACUCUCCAGGGUCUUCUGGGGAUGACAGAGGGGAACAGAAAAUAGAUCCGGCUGUUGCAGAGCGUCUCUCUCCAAUCCGCUCAGAGGAAAGCAGAAUGGCGCUAGUGGACUCGGCUGUCAAGGCAGAGGACAAUUUGGGUACCACCUGUAUUUUAAGCGGCCCCGCACCGACGGAGGGGGUUAUUGAUCUAACUGUGGGCCAGCGGCCAUGCCAACAGCAGGUAAUUCAGAGGGUGCUAACUGGAGUCCAAGUCAAAGUAGAGGCAGAGGCUGAAUCAAGAUCCCCACCGUCUGCUGGCCUGAGCUGGGAAGGGAGAAGCAGUCAUGAUGGGGGGGGAGGGGCCCUUCCUCAGGGGUCUCUCGGUGCCACGGAACUGGAAGGGGCAACACACCCAAACACACUGGAAUUAUCAGGCCCUCCCUCCAAUGAUAGCAGUCCUCCGUCCCAUAAUGAUUCUGCAGUGAGCCAGCGAACUCCCUGUAUCUUUAACAGUACCACACCACCCUUGCCCAGCACAGCACAUCCCCAGCCCCAAACCCUGCCCCACCUCCAAGCCAGCCCCGCUGCCCCGUGUAAUGUCAUAGUCAAUGGUACGGGGUGGCAUUCACUUCUUGCCCCUGCCUUUGAGUCUCACGCCGACCGAAGAGGAGACAGCGUUGCAGGAGAAGGAGAGUCAGAGGAGCGGCCAGCCAAUGGCGAGCUGGAGCACGAGGCGCUGAAAGAGAACAAUUGCUCAGCUGGAGAAUGGGAGCGGGGGAAGCGGGGCUUGGUGCAAGACAACACGGCCGACGCAUUGGAGGGUAAGCCGGAUCCUGACUCCAACACAGAGGAGGGCGAGCACGCCUACGGCAUACCGCUGCUGUCUACGGGAGGCUGUGUGGUCAUCCAGCCUGUGCCAAAGCCCGGCGCCGACAAGACGACCAUCCUGUCCUGCUCCAUCAGCUCCCCUUUGUCAGCAGACGGGACCGCCGAGCUGGAGCCGCCGCUGAAGAGGAGGUGUCUGCGAAUCCGCAAUCAAAACAAAUGAGAUGACGCUCUGAGGACCACAGUGCCAUCAACGACACUCACUCGCCCCCUCCCCCUUUCCCUCCCCCGCCCCCAGCCACAGAUUCCCGCACCUCCCGACUAUCGCCGCACACGUCACACACGUUUUUCUCGUCCUCGUUCAUCACCCAGUCCACCAGCACCACAAAUCGCCUUCUGACGACUGAUGAGAGUCUACCCGAGGCGUCGAGGUGCGACGCGGCGCCGGACUGAACUUCUACGUGCUUGAUGACGUGGCCAGUCGGAUCACUCGGCCUCGCCCCGCCGCUUCUGUCCUCGUUUCCAGACUCUCAGCCCACACUGCCCCUGAUACCUCACUCGCUCCCCCCUAUCAAAGCAAGUGCCCUGCAUGUUGUCUGCCGCUAUGGAAGGAACACCAGGGCGAUUAGAGAAGGAGCCCCAAAAAAGUGAUUUCUAUCCCUGAAAGAAAUAAUGUUUUGUUCCAACCAGGGAGCCGCAGGUACAAAUCUGCGCCAGUGAGAUCUGCUCUAUCUAACCAGCAAAAAGAAAUUGUACUUGGCAACCUGACACAAAGCGUUCUGGAUGGGUGGUUGCUUGAAAGGAAAAUGACAAGCGUGAGUAAUGAUAAUGCAAUAUGACUGAAGGGUCAUUUUUAAAGAGAUGUUUCAAUCAGAGGCUGGGAAACUGUCCUUGGACAUAAAAUCACCAGUUGUAUUGAGAAUUAUUCCCAGCGCACGAGAGGAUCAAAUAUUAACCUUCACCAGCAAGUGAUGGUACGUGGGUCAUACAAUCUACAAUGUAUUUUUUUCCUUCUUCCUUGUUUUCUCUUAAACUUCACUGAAUUGAAAUGUUGGGACAGUGUUGUCAUGAUAAUCAUUCUUUGACAUUUCUAAACCCUCUGGAAUGUCUGUGAACGGUGAGCCGUCCCGGUACCGAGAAAUAGCUGUCGUUUGAGAACAUUUCAGCACGUUUGCUGCGCCUCCAAAACAACCGGGACGGCGACACUCAAACUGCUGAGGCUACUUGCUCCCGCGGGAUAAGGCUUCAUCUUUUCUAAAAUACAUUACCUGAGAUGUUCAUGAAAUGGGCUAGUUUGAGACUGACUGCACUGAAUUUAAAGGGUGGUUGAGGGAAGCCAACUUUCUUUUCAUCCAUAAUUAUUUUGGGACCUGGGGGAACACAAUUUCUUUUUUAGAAAUCAUUUUUCAGAAAUAUUUUCAAACGUUGCCUCUCACUUGUACACCAGUCCUGCCAAGCAGCUUGUUUUUUCUUUUUUUUGACCAAUUAUCAUUUUAGAGCCAUGCGUUGUCCGUUAUUCAGUAGCAUGCUCCAUGUGCAACAUUUUGGGGCGAGCCAUCGUGUUUGAUCUGCUCCAGUCACACCGCGUCCAGCUGGGACGGUCUAACAAAGCCAGCAUUUAGUUUAAUCUCCUAUGGAGAAGGGUACGAUGUACCGCUGCAAGACAAGUUAUCAUCAAAUGCCAAAGGCCUAUGAUGCAAUGAAAGAAAACAUGUCACCUGGUCAGCAGGCUUUUUUUAGAGAAAAUGGGAAUUUUUAAUUGAAGAUUUGACCAGAUAAUUUGUAGUUGCCAAAAUAAAAGCACUUAAAAUAAAGGAUGAUAAAGGAGAAUACAAGUGGAAUGACCGGGUUGUCUCUCUUUAAGGUUUACUCCAUCCAUAAAGGCCUAUGAUGUUACACUACAAAGUGAGGCAAAAUACAAAUCAAAUACAAAAAUAUUAUGUGUGUCCCCUGCCAUCUCACAGUUUCCCGCCGCAGCCUUUGAUUUAUUUCUUUUUGGUCACAGUUUGACACUGUGUGGUCCUUUCUUUGUCCUAAAGAGACCUGGCACUUAACACAUAAUCACAAAUCACAAGCAUACCGACAGUCUUUAUGUGGCACACACGGACACACACAAAAUGCAUUUAGUACAUUUAACCGUGGGUACGUGUUUGUGUGAGGCAGGUGCAAGCAGAGAGCCCAGCUGAGAUUACACAGUGUUGACUCAGACUCUGUUACUCAGGCAUUUAGGCUCAGCUUGCCGCUUGCCAAGGCCCAGCUUCGGUAUCACUUUCAGCACUUCUUUGCCCCUACUGGGGCAGGGAAAAUGCUCAUUUUUAUGGCGGCUUCUGCUGUUUUGUCAACCUCCUGCUUAAAGGCAUUUGUCCAUAAUUGGCUACAAUGCUUUCUGUAGUUAUUUUGCAAGGUAAGCAUAUGCAUCUUUCAAAUAUUGAACAAAUGCACCCUUACUCCAAGAUUUCCCUUUGGCAGCUGUCUUAUCCAGAAUCCAGAAGCCAGGGCUGAUGUCACAAAGAAACUGGACACUGUAGUUUCUAAUGUCUGUAAUAUGGGAGUGAUACAAAGCCGAGGCCACAGCCAGGAUAUUUAGAGGUCAUUAUCCCCCCCAACAUACCCCUCACCAUUCUGACCAGGAGUCAAUAUCUCUUAACGCUAUUAAAUGUAUUUAUUCAGUUGUUUGUUCAGUUAUACUUUUUGCAAAUGUAACAUCUUAUCAAGCGUGUAAAACACCCACCGUGCGCAGGUUUUGGGAAUAUAAUGUCGAUACUCCCAGGUGGCAAAAACACAGAGGACACGAUCUGCUGAAUGGCAGCCACUGACACGGGUCCUUUGUCUGAGGCUGAACAUUUGUUAAUGAGCCAGGCGGUUAAAAAGUGUGCAGGAGGGUGGACGACUAUCAUGUUGGGUGAGGAAGACAAAGUUUUCAAAUGGUUUGCCCUUUUGUUUGCAGCUCCAAGCUAACCUCUUAGCACACAGUGCUAGCAUUUUCAAAAAAGAGUGUUGUCGAAAUGGGAAAAGAAAGGUGAUGAUGUUGUAGGACUGAUGUAGGCUGAUCAAUAAUUUUGUCCUGCUAGCAAUUGAGACAGAUGAUGCCUGCGUGGGGGCCCAUUGCCAUAAAGUGUAUCGAGAACAUUGAUGUUAAUCAGAGGAAGAGCCCUUUUCCCAUUUGGACUCUCCAUGAGCUGUCCUCUAGCGCCACCCUCAGGACAAAACAUUUUAAAUUAAUAGCCAGAUUUCCACUAAAGGGAUAACUUAAUUUUUUGUCAAAUACACUGAGAGGCUUUCUUUCUGAUGGCUAAAUGCGGAGAUUGUUCCCACUGUGCCAGUUGUCGUUUAGCUUAGCUUAGCAUAAAAACUGGAAAUGGAAAAAAUAGCUCGCCUGGCUCUGUCCAAAGACAAAAAUGUUAAAUGAUAAAUACAAUUGUUUGUUCCCAGUGUUUAUGCUAAGCUGGUCGGCUGCAGUUUAAUAAGGCGGAUAUCGUUGACAUGAGAGCCUAACUCUCACCUGGAAAUCCUGGAUUAUACUGAAUCAGCCUUUUGCCAGCAUUCCUCUCUUUGAUAACGGACUGCAGACCUCGUCAACAGCCUGAAUUAUGCAAUGACAGCUAACCCCAACCCCAAUGUAGACGAGGGACCCACAGAUAAAAUAAAACAUGAGACACUCCUUGUCAUACUUUUCAGAAACAAACAGAGAAGUUGCCUUAACUUUUGCUUGUAUAAUCCAUUCAGUUACGAUAAUGAUGCUCGCCUGUCAGGAAGACGCUCCCUUCUUUGUACAAAAUGAAAUGUAACAGAAACAACAACGACUUUGUUAUCUCGCUAGUGUCAAUGUAUAGAUAAUCAGCUUUUUCUGUAACUUGUAUGGACUGUCACAUUUUUGCUAAAAAGGAAACCCUCCUCCCAACUCCCUCGUUCCCAAACAUUCGAUCUGUUCAACGUUUUGACUUGUGGUGGACUGUCAAUCUUUUUGUGUACAUUUUAUAGUAUUAUUUAUUGUUGACAAGGUUUUGCAUUUGCAAAUAAUAAAUUAAAAAAAGUAAAAUAAAAGUAGAGGUGAUUUGACCUGAGCAUUGGAUUGCGAUGUAAAUGCCUGGUGAACACUGAAUUUCUUUUUUAACUAUUAAAAAUGGAGAAAACAGCGACACGAGGAGACGAUCUCCUGUCUUUUAUUAUGACGUUGUAACAUGUACAUAACAUGUGGCCAAAUUUGCUUUGAAUCUUUUUUUGUGUUGUAACAGUAUUUGUUUUAUCCAGUGAAUUGCUCAUGAAGACAAAUAAAUAAGAGGCACACAACCUUGUGUCA